AUGUCUGACAAGUCUCAAUCUAACUUCGCUGUCGAUUUCUUAAUGGGUGGUGUUUCCGCUGCCGUUGCUAAGACUGCUGCCUCUCCAAUUGAAAGAGUUAAGCUAUUAAUCCAAAACCAAGAUGAAAUGAUCAAACAAGGUUCUUUAGAUACAAGAUACAAGGGUAUCGUCGACUGUUUUAAGAGAACUGCUCAACAAGAAGGUAUUAUUUCCUUUUGGAGAGGUAACACCGCCAACGUUAUCAGAUACUUCCCAACUCAAGCCUUGAACUUCGCCUUCAAGGACAAAAUCAAGGCCAUGUUCGGGUUCAAGAAGGAAGAGGGUUAUGCAAAAUGGUUCGCUGGUAACCUGGCUUCUGGUGGUGCCGCUGGUGCUUUGUCUUUGCUGUUCGUCUACUCCCUAGAUUAUGCUAGAACUAGAUUGGCUGCCGAUGCUAAAUCUUCCAAGAAGGGUGGUGAAAGACAAUUUAAUGGUUUAGUUGAUGUUUACAGAAAAACUUUGAAGUCUGAUGGUAUUUCUGGUUUAUACAGAGGUUUUAUGCCAUCUGUCGCUGGUAUCAUUGUUUACAGAGGUUUAUACUUCGGUAUGUACGACUCCUUGAAACCAUUGGUCUUAACCGGUUCCUUAGAUGGUUCCUUCCUUGCCUCCUUCUUAUUAGGUUGGGUUGUUACUACUGGUGCUUCUACUUGCUCUUAUCCAUUAGAUACCGUUAGAAGAAGAAUGAUGAUGACUUCUGGUCAAGCUGUUAAGUAUAAUGGUGCUUUUGACUGUCUAAAAAAGAUUGUUGCUGCUGAAGGUGUUUCCUCCUUGUUCAAGGGUUGUGGUGCUAACAUCUUAAGAGGUGUUGCUGGUGCUGGUGUUAUUUCCAUGUAUGAUCAAUUACAAAUGUUAUUGUUCGGUAAGAAAUUUAAAUAA
Messenger RNA from Arxiozyma heterogenica, 915 nucleotides. It is a transcript of the gene AAC3, whose product is annotated as ADP/ATP carrier protein AAC3. Gene Ontology annotation, cellular component: mitochondrial inner membrane. The transcript has a single exon. The coding region runs from base 1 to 915 and encodes 304 amino acids. The record is from RefSeq and is a predicted model, not a curated record. NCBI's taxonomy places the organism in Eukaryota, Fungi, Ascomycota, Saccharomycetes, Saccharomycetales, Saccharomycetaceae. Gene Ontology annotation, biological process: mitochondrial ATP transmembrane transport; mitochondrial ADP transmembrane transport. Gene Ontology annotation, molecular function: ATP:ADP antiporter activity.